Kazachstania africana CBS 2517 is the source of this 318-nucleotide messenger RNA. RefSeq names its product ribosomal protein P2 alpha (gene RPP2A). Bases 1 to 318 code for a protein of 105 amino acids. Gene Ontology annotation, molecular function: structural constituent of ribosome. Gene Ontology annotation, cellular component: cytosolic large ribosomal subunit; ribosome. Lineage: Eukaryota; Fungi; Ascomycota; Saccharomycetes; Saccharomycetales; Saccharomycetaceae. The record is from RefSeq and is a predicted model, not a curated record. The transcript has a single exon. Gene Ontology annotation, biological process: cytoplasmic translational elongation.
AUGAAGUACUUAGCUGCCUACUUAUUAUUAAACGCUGCUGGCUCUGCCCCAAACGCUGAAAACGUCAAGGCCGUCUUAUCCUCUGUCGGUAUUGAAAUUGAAGAUGACAAAGUCUCUUCUUUAUUAUCCGCUUUAGAAGGUAAGUCUGUCGAAGAAUUAGUUGCUGAAGGUAACGAAAAAUUAUCUGCUGUUCCAGCUGCUGCCCCAGCUUCUGGUGCUUCUGGUGCUGCUGCCUCUAGUGAAGCUGCUGCUGAAGAAAAGGAAGAAGAAGAAGAAGAAGAAUCCGAUGCUGACAUGGGUUUCGGUUUAUUCGAUUAA